Molecule: messenger RNA, 662 nt
Organism: Xyrauchen texanus (razorback sucker)
Lineage: Eukaryota; Metazoa; Chordata; Actinopteri; Cypriniformes; Catostomidae
Gene: cfap107
Product: cilia and flagella associated protein 107
Exons: 4
Coding region: 11-655 (214 amino acids)
Source: RefSeq, a predicted model, not a curated record
UUAAUGCAAAAUGGAAAAGCCUCAUGACAAAUGGAGCCAGCCUGGUUGGAGAAUAGAGCAGAAGUAUGGCACCAAAGUACUCAUUGGUAAUUGGGUGGAGGAGAAAUUGCAAUUCACUCGAGAGUGCAAGACAGCAAACAGUACCAACAGGCUGGACUACACGCCACACAUGUUGCACAGGCCCGAUGCUGUCGUGAGGAGAAAGGCUCUUCGCAGAUCAGAGGGUAUUCCUCCAAGGCAGUUGCUCUCUCAUCAUGGUGUUCCCGCCUCCCAGUACCUGGUCUCACUCUAUGAUGAGUCGUACGGGCGGCAGGCCUCCUGCACGCUGCCUACACUGCGCUCCUGGCACUCUGACAAACUGGCCUGGGUCCCAGAGAGGUCAGAUCACCCCAUCCAAGGCCCCCCGACUAACUUUGGCCUAGCGGAGUCUUGGCAGACACGCGUGAAACAACAGCAGGCAGUUGUGCCUACACUUAGUGUGUAUAAGGCUUCGUACCCUGUGUACCCCGCCAGCGCCUUCUGUCAUUCUCGCCAUGUCACGGUGCCCAAGCGGUUCUCCAGCUCUCUGCCCCCUGGCAACCACAGCUACAAGGACCUGGCACUGCAACACAGACCCCACAGGCAGGUUUCCAAUCAUCCAGCUGUCCCGCUGUGACCCUUGG